Messenger RNA from Trametes versicolor FP-101664 SS1, 1101 nucleotides. Its product is annotated as endo-polygalacturonase PG1. Gene Ontology annotation, biological process: pectin catabolic process. The coding region runs from base 1 to 1101 and encodes 366 amino acids. Gene Ontology annotation, molecular function: polygalacturonase activity. The record is from RefSeq and is a predicted model, not a curated record. Lineage: Eukaryota; Fungi; Basidiomycota; Agaricomycetes; Polyporales; Polyporaceae. Gene Ontology annotation, cellular component: extracellular region. The transcript has 14 exons.
AUGUCUGCCUUCGUCCGCCUCGCCGCCCUCCUCGUCUUCGCGCGCGUCGCGCUCGCCGCGCCGUCGGCGACCGACUGCACGGGCACGAUCUCGUCGUUGGACGACGUCGCCGCCGCGGUCAAGUGCACGACCGUGAACAUCAACUCGUUCACCGUGCCCGCUGGGGAGACGUUCAACCUCGACCUCGCGACGGGCACAACCGUGAACAUGCAGGGCGACGUGACCUUCGCCGUCAAGAACUGGGACGGCCCUCUCUUCCAAGUCAGCGGGAAGUCGAUCACAUUUAACGGUAACGGACAUACGUUCGAUGGGAACGGCCCAUCGUACUGGGAUGGCCAGGGUGGCAAUGGCGGUGUCACCAAACCAGCGCCCAUGAUGAAGAUCAAAAUAUCUGGUACCUACACGAACGUGAAGGUUCUCAACUCGCCGGCUCGGGUGUACAGUGUAUCGAACCCCGCUCCGCUUACCAUGUCGCAGCUGACCAUCGACGACUCUGCUGGAGAUGCUCCCAACUCGAAGAGCGACGGGAAGGCAGCGGGCCACAACACCGACGGAUUCGACUGCAGCACCACUGACCUGACCAUCCAGGACAGCACGAUCCACAACCAGGACGACUGCUUGGCCAUCAACAAGGGCAGCAACAUCGUUUUCCAGCGCAACACCUGCACCGGUGGACACGGCAUCUCGGUUGGCUCGAUUGACUCCGACGUCACCGUCUCUGGCAUUGUCAUUAGCGGCAACACCAUCACCAACAACGACCAAGCACUCCGCAUCAAGACCAAGUCUGCUGCAACGUCCUCGACCGUCACCAACAUCACCUACUCCGGGAACACAGGCACCGGUCUCCGCCAGUUCGGUGUCCUCAUUGACCAGAGCUACCCCGACACCCUCGGCACGCCCGGAACCGGCGUCAAGCUCUCCGGCGUGAACUUCGUCGGCGCGACCAACAGCCUCACCGUGAACAGCGACGCCGAGCGCGUCGCCGUCAACUGCGGCUCCGGCUCCUGCACCGGCACCUGGGACUGGUCUGCGCUGAAGGUGACGGGCGGCAAGGCGGGCCCGAUCACGAACUUCUCCGGGAUCAAGAACUUCUCGCAGUGA